This is a messenger RNA of Fulvia fulva, 504 nucleotides long. RefSeq lists its product as uncharacterized. The record is from RefSeq and is a predicted model, not a curated record. NCBI's taxonomy places the organism in Eukaryota, Fungi, Ascomycota, Dothideomycetes, Mycosphaerellales, Mycosphaerellaceae. Bases 1 to 504 code for a protein of 167 amino acids. The transcript has 2 exons.
AUGUACGACGGCGCGAUCGACCCAAACGCUGAUCCGGAAACGAAUCUCCGGCGUGUACGAGCGAUCGAAGCUGCUGGAGGCAGCGCCCGGGCUGAUGGGCAAGUUGACGGAAGCGCGGGGAGCGCACGCGUGGACGACUUACCCACGUCGGAUCAGCUGAUAGAUGAGCUACUGGAGCAGUUGACACUGGCAAACCAGUCAAACGGCGCUCCCAACACGAACGGCAAUGCUGGAGCAUCGGACAAGUCGAGCAACUUUGUGUGGUGGGCCAUAGGGUUCUUGACAUUGGUCGGGCUGCUAUGCCUCGUUCUGGGAGCAGCAAUCAUCCUACAGUUGGUGUUUCCAUACUGGUGGGCCCAUGUCUUCCAAAUGCAGUCGUAUUGGAUGACGGAUCGAGAAGGCUAUAAGUAUGGGUAUGGCUGGACUAUCAUUGGAGACGAGCAGUGCCAGAUGAGGGGGAGGUACUUCUAUUGCGAGGAGCGGACGAUUGAUAGGAGGGUUUGA